Molecule: messenger RNA, 4503 nt
Organism: Larimichthys crocea (large yellow croaker)
Lineage: Eukaryota; Metazoa; Chordata; Actinopteri; Sciaenidae
Product: ral GTPase-activating protein subunit beta-like
Exons: 31
Coding region: 82-4320 (1412 amino acids)
Biological process (GO): activation of GTPase activity; regulation of small GTPase mediated signal transduction
Molecular function (GO): GTPase activator activity
Source: RefSeq, a predicted model, not a curated record
UCUCUCUGACCUGUCUGUCUGUCUGCCCCCCCUCUCUCGGACCUGUCUCUCUCUCUGUCUCAGCUGAGUAGUAGUUGGUGGAUGAUGGACCAAUCACUGCCUGGUGGGUGUGGUCAUGUGAGCGUGCUCAGUUGUUUCCCACCCUCUGUGGGCAGAGAUGUUGCCGUCGCUGUGGUGAAGCCCCUGGGUGUCUGCCUGGGAAACCCUGACACCCAAAGCCUGCUGCAGACAGACAGACAGGUCUGUCAACACUGUUCGUGUUGUGGGCAAAAUAACAGAAACACCUGUCUGCUUUUAACCUUUUGGUUCCUGAGACUUUCUGUCUGUUCUCAGGUGAAGUGGACGAUGGAGGUGUUGUGUUACGGUUUGACUCUCCCAUUGGACGGAGACACGGUCAAACUCUGCGUGGAUGUCUACACUGAUUGGCUGAUGGCCCUGGUUUACCAGAGAGACUCCAUCCCUCCACCAAUCAGCCGAGAGCCCAACCUGUACAUCCAGAAGAUCCUCCAACACCUGGACAGCCUCUUCAUGCCCAGGUCAGACCGGUUAAGUCCGGUCUACCUGUCUCUCUGUCAGCAGGUGUUGUGUGCCGUUCAGUCAUUGGCCAGAGAAAGUCAUGUGAUGAACAGAGACACCUGGGAGACUCUGCUGCAUUUCCUGCUCCGCAUCAACCACGCCAUGCUAGUUUCACCCACCUCUACAGGGGGUGUAUCAGAGCAGCUGUCUGUCCUCUCUGUGGUGGUCCUGUUUGAGGUCUGGUUGCUGUCUUGCUCUCGCUGUUUCCCGUCUCGCUCUCUGUGGUUGAAAGCGCGACAGAUGUUGAGCAGCUGGAGACGAGAACCUGUAGUGACAGAGCAGUGGAGCCGAGUCAUUGCCGCGUUGACGUCCAGGUUGUUGUCGGUGACCUUCGGUCCUGCCUUCCCUCACUUUAAAGUUCCGGCUGAAGACGCCGUUCUGAUCCCUGCAGACCUUGAUGACCAACGAGUCUCUCACACCUGGUUCAGAUUCCUGCACCUGCUCAGUAACCCAGUGGACCUGAGCCGCCAGAGUCCAUCGACCUGGGACGAGGCAUCAAAAGCAGAUAACCAGCUACCAAAUAUCUUCUUCAGAGCUAUGAGAGCAAUCAGCACACUGGUCGACGCCUUCCUGGGUGUGACUGUGAUUGACAAAAAACCAACAGAGCAGCUGAUGACACACACAGGACUAACAACAAGGACUCAUUUCAGAGACCGGCUGCCUUCUCUUGGUGUAGCCGUUACCAGGAGUCCAUUCAAAGACCGCCUCCCUUCCUAUGGUCUCUCUCGACCUCGUUCUGGAAGUGCCCCACCCACCCCGGGAAACAUAGGCCUCCUGAGUGUGCCCAGUGCCCCUCCCUCCACCAACUCUCCCCCUCCACACAACAGACGCCUCAAACCUGCAAACGUUACCAAGGCAACCAGCAAAGCUCCUGUGAUGUCGUCCCCACCCCGUCCUCCCCCCUCCUCUCCCCCUCGACCGUCUGCCUCGCCCCUCAGGUGUAAGGUGGACUCCCUCCUCCACCUGUUUGGCUACUGGCUGUUUGAUGCUGCUCUGCCCCCUCGCUGUGAUGUCACUGUGAUGUCAGACAGGUGGGCAGCUGGUCGAGCCGAGGCCUGCGGGACGCUCUGCAGGAUGUUCACCUGUAAGAAAACUGCAGAGGACAUCCUGCCUGCCUACCUUUCCAGGUUUUACCUGGUUCUCCUUCAAGUUCUCCAGGUGUUGGAGGAGACCCGUCCUCCUGUUCUUGCCUCCAUUCUGCUGAACUCCACCUGUCUGUUCUCAUGUGACCUGAGAGGAGUCAACCUUCUGCUCCCCACCUUCACCUCUGCUGUGGAGAAUGUGCUGCUAGACAGAGACUUGUUGAGGUUUAAGAGUUUUGUGAGUGUGGUGGAUCUGAGGCGAGCCUCCAUCCUGAUACUGCUGUCUCUGCUGCCCCUCCCACUUCAGUUUCCCUCCAUCCAAUCAGAGGUGUUUUUAGACAGGAAGUCCAGUGGUGAUGAUGUCACAGCAGGUAACUUCCUGUCUCUGAAGCCUCGCCUCAUCAGUGUUCUGAUUGGAGCUCUGCACACCGAGUCUGACGCCACCAACACACAGAUCAUCCUGGGGGUCAUGUUGAACCUGGUUCAGGACUUGGCUCUGUUGGAGGCUGCAGGACAAAUCCAGCAGGAUACAGAAUCUCGUUGUGGACCGAGCAGACCCAGAAGGACCAGAGGAACCAGUGGAACCAACACGGCAUCAACGCUGUGGGUUCAGUUUGUCCGUCUGUUGACUCAGCGUCUGACGGCUCAGUGGAGGAAUGACUCAGCAGUAUGUCUGUGUGCACUGGAAAUACUGGGAGGACUGGCCAAGGUACAGGUGAGUGUGGAUGUCGCUGAGAGGAGGCGGGCCAUGUCUUCAGUCUGCACCUACAUCGUGUUUCAGUGCAAUCGUCCUCCUCCACUUCACUCCAGAGACCUGCAUUCGAUCAUUGUUGCUGCUUUCUAUUGUCUCAACGUGUGGGUAACUCAGCACGUCGACCUGUUGCACCAACAGGAAUGUUUAUUGGAGGUCCUGGAGAUUGUUGAAUUGGGGAUCUCGGGCAGGAAGUCCAGAGAGGAACAGGAAGUGAGGUGUAAAGAUGUGAAAGAACUGAACCCUGCCUCUCUGAGGGUGAAGGAGGCGGCUGAGGCUACACUGAGCUGUGUGAUGCAGGUCUCGGGAGCCUUCCCGGUCCCGCUUCAGGAUGAGGAUUCUCUGGUUGGCUCUCUCGGUGUGAAGAAGUUCAGAUAUUUUGUGGUGGACAGCUCAGUAAUCAUGGCUAUACUAGAGCAACCGCUGGGACCUGAAGAGGCAUCAUGUCCUUCACUCGCAAUUCUGAUCAGAGGAGCAUCAGGACGUCACACCUGGACUCUGCAGCUCCACCUGCAGCCCAGAGAGGGUCGAGCACACACACAGGAAGUCCUGAUCCCAGAACACCACGGCGUAGACCAGAAGGAUAUCAGGACACGAUGUGUCAUCAGAAAUCAGCUGUUUCCUGAAAAUCUCGACAGAGUUCCUCCAGUCAAAGCAGAUCUGAGUAUUCCAGCGCUACAGGAGACCCUACCUGAACAGAUGCAGCAGCAGGUGGAGCGUCUGCAUGCAGUGUUUAAGAGACAGCAACAGGUGGAGUCCCAGCCACUGAUAAGCAGACAGUCGGUCGUCAUGACAAACUGCAGGCCGCCGCCCCCUGUCACCACCUUCCAGACAGCAAGACUCUUUCUGUCCCACCUGGGCCUGCUGACACCUGAGACCCUGAAGGAUCCAGGUACAAGUAGCGUCCCGGCUCAGCUGGUGUCUCUGGACUCGUCUCUUCCAGGUUUCUCGGAGGAUAUGAGACGUUUGGACGAGCUGUCGUCCAGAUACUGUUACUCUGCCCUUGUCUUCUAUGUGAGAGCAGGACAGAGGACAGCUGCUGAGAUCCUGAGGAACGUGGAAUCCAACCGCAGUGUCUCAUCUCACUUCCUGGACUUCAUUUCGUCUCUUGGUCAUCCGGUAGAGGUGGGACGACAACCAGUGGGAGGAGUCAGAACCAGUUUAGAAUUCUCUGCUGUGCUGGGUGACAGCGGAGGGGGUGUGUUCAAUGGAGAGAGGUUUGUCCUGAUGUACACCGACGCCCUGACAGAGAUCACCUUCAUUGUCCCAUCAUCGUCCUCACACAGUCAGUACAUCCAUAUAUGGACAAGCGUGAUCACAGGUUCUGUGGUCGGACCAGUUCCAUUCAGCUAUUUCACUGCUGAUUGGCUGAAGAGUCCAGAUGAGGCGGAGCCUCUGACUGAGCCACCAUCCAACCUGAAGAGUGAUACUGAGCUCAGCCGAGACCCCCAGCCCACAAAUUCUCCAGUUGAUUUUGUGUCGUCAUUCGUCAGCUCUGAAUCAAAGCUCCUGAUCAUCUGGGUUGAAUGCUUUGAGGACGUCGAGAGUUUCCCUCUGUCUGAUCUGUUGUCAGAGUCCAAGACACCAAGACCACCAAGUGCGUCAAACCUCCAGCUGAUCUUCAUCCAUCCUCUAAAAACUGGACUCUACCGGGUCCAUUUCCAUGGAAAUGCCAACAGCAAGUUUGGUUUGGUUGUCCCAUUGGUCAACGGGAGCGUGGUCAGCAAGAGGUCUUUGGGGAUCCUCAUUAGAGAGACUGUGAUCAACUGUUGCCACCGGCGACGGUUGGAGACUGACUCCGCCCCUCCGCCCCAUGUCAAAAGGAAGCACAUGAUCAGUGACAUCAUCCAUCGCUACCGCAGCCUCCAUUCUGGACCCACCUUCUACUCCGCCCUGUUCCAGGACCCCUGACCCGCCCCCUUCCGCUUUAAAUCAGCCAAUCAGAAUCAACAGUUAUUCCAGUCUGCUUCACAAAUUAGGAGUUACAAGGUUAUCUGAUGAUGUCACCUUACUGAUGAUGUCACCUGAGUGAUGAUGUCACCUGAGUGAUGAUGUCACCUGCAGGUAUAAUAAAUGGUGUGUCCAAACCUCUGU